AUGACGGCGCAGACUUGCGACUCUUGCUCCAUCACCAAAUGCGUGUCCAUCACCACCAACACCCCGCCACCCUCGAGCAGCACGAAUGUGGGUGCGAUCGCCGGUGGUGUAGUGGGAGGUGUCGUCGCACUUGCCAUCAUUCUCUUCCUCAUCUGGUGGUUUGUGGUGCGCAAACGCCGCAAUGCUCAGGGAUCGGAGGAAGAAAAGGAUAACAGUGUUUUCAAUGCGGCCCGUGAGGCUCGUCAGUCCACCCAGUCGAUUGCUUCCACUGUUCUGACGCGCGCCUCCAAUGUCAUUCAAAUCGCCUACAUUCCGGGGGUCACCAACCGUUCCCCUCCCGACACCCCAAACACCUUGGUGCCCCCGGUGCCGCCUCUGCCCGGUGCGCACCCGGACCAGCACUUCUUCAUGCCCGGCGACCUGCGCGAUUCAACCUGGACCACUAUGACCGGGCACCAGAGCAUGUCGCCCACGCUGCGUAGUAGUGUGGCCACCACCGUUUACCGCAGCGAUGCAAUCGUCAGUGCCACACCGGCACAGCAGAUCCAGCGUUCGCGCGCCAAUAUCGUCAGCGUGCACAAUAGCCCUGGAGGGUCCGGGUCCAGCGAAGCGACUCAACCGACUCCCGUCAUGAUCACCCCCCGCGAUGCUCCCGCCGUCCCCACCAUCACGUCCACCCAACUGGCCAAGGCCAGUGCAUUCGCCCAGAGUAACAGCUCGAUUGUCGCACGUCAAGUUGUCGCCAAACCCGUCAUGGUACGCGGUCCCUCGGUCAAACGGAAGAACGGUUCGCCGAGCAACAGCCCCAAAGGGGACUCGGAAGCCAAAACCCCUACCCUCGCCGGAUCAGACUCGACUGCCUGUUCACGCGACCGUUCAACGUCGACUCUGAAUGGCAACACGUCCGAGGAUGACGAUGCUACCAGUGGCAACGAUACGCGACCCACCACCUCCUCCAACUCAACCAAGAUCACGGUCAUCACCCCGCCCGACGAAUCUCCUCAGAGUGAAGGAGGACCCUUCCAAGAUCAUACCAGUACUGCCAAGAGGCUAUCGGCUGUCGAUUCCAAACGCAGCUCUCAACAUACCGACCGGACCCCACCUCCUCGUGGGCCGAGUCCCUUCUCAGACGACAAUGAGGUCAAAUAG
Penicillium oxalicum is the source of this 1149-nucleotide messenger RNA. RefSeq lists its product as uncharacterized. The transcript has a single exon. The record is from RefSeq and is a predicted model, not a curated record. Lineage: Eukaryota; Fungi; Ascomycota; Eurotiomycetes; Eurotiales; Aspergillaceae. The coding region runs from base 1 to 1149 and encodes 382 amino acids.